Messenger RNA from Corythoichthys intestinalis (scribbled pipefish), 1007 nucleotides. RefSeq names its product histone H3.3A. NCBI's taxonomy places the organism in Eukaryota, Metazoa, Chordata, Actinopteri, Syngnathiformes, Syngnathidae. Gene Ontology annotation, molecular function: protein heterodimerization activity; DNA binding; structural constituent of chromatin. Gene Ontology annotation, cellular component: nucleosome; nucleus. The transcript has 4 exons. The record is from RefSeq and is a predicted model, not a curated record. The coding region runs from base 146 to 556 and encodes 136 amino acids.
UAUGACGUCACGGAGCACUAUUAAUACUUGGCCUCAAGCGACUAUCCAGUAUCCAGCAUUGAUCGUUUUCCGAGGUGAACGUGACAUACUAACCAAAUAGCUCGCUCUCUUCCAACAACAACCAACGCCACAGAGGUAAUACGAAAUGGCCCGUACAAAGCAGACUGCUCGUAAAUCCACCGGAGGUAAGGCUCCACGAAAACAGCUCGCGACCAAGGCGGCUAGGAAGAGCGCGCCCUCUACUGGAGGAGUGAAGAAGCCCCAUCGCUACAGGCCAGGCACCGUGGCUCUGAGGGAGAUCCGUCGUUACCAGAAGUCUACAGAGUUGCUCAUUCGCAAGCUGCCCUUCCAGCGCCUGGUGAGAGAGAUCGCCCAGGACUUCAAGACCGAUCUCCGCUUCCAAAGUGCGGCUAUUGGUGCUCUACAGGAGGCCAGCGAAGCUUACCUGGUGGGUUUGUUUGAGGACACCAACCUGUGCGCCAUCCACGCCAAACGUGUCACCAUCAUGCCCAAAGACAUCCAGCUGGCCCGCAGGAUAAGGGGAGAACGGGCCUAAGUACCUCUUCGGCACUACCGUUUCAAGACAAAUAAUCCUAUUUAUCAUACUUAACGAUUUUUUUUUUUUGUGGACUUGUUUUUUUUUUUUUCGGGUAUUAUGCGUUUACGACUUUUGUAUCGUACUUUAGAAGUCAACCAUUCCACAAGCUAAUGGGUAGUUGCGUAGGAAUAUUUGCCUGUUCUGUGGAUUGUUACUACAUUCGAUGACAUCAGAGCCCCUCCUCCCAAGUUUUUGUGGAUCAUGGCCUCCAUUCGUGUUAAUAUUUCAGCAAAAAAAAUGCAGCUUGCCCAAUAGAUUUGUCUUCACUACUGUUUCACAACACUUGGUGCAAGAAGCAGACCUGAUUUUUACGGACUGCUUUGUUUCCCAUCAUUGAACAAAACCUGGCAGCUACAUUUUAAUAAUUGAGAAUUGUCACGUCUUUCUAUUAAAGUUCUUUAUGAGUAGA